Messenger RNA from Phalacrocorax carbo (great cormorant), 729 nucleotides. The record is from RefSeq and is a predicted model, not a curated record. NCBI's taxonomy places the organism in Eukaryota, Metazoa, Chordata, Aves, Suliformes, Phalacrocoracidae.
GUGGGGAGCGGUGACGUUUCACAAGGGACGACAGGGGCCAGCGGGGAGGAGGAAGGUUGUGAAGGUCCCGGCGGGCCUGAGUCUGGCGGGCGGCGGCCGGCGCGUCCGACGAUGACCCGUGGGAACCAGCGUGAACUUGCCCGCCAGAAGAACCUGAAGAAGACUCAGGAGAUCCACAAAGGGAAAAGGAAAGAGGAUAGCUUGUCUGCUUCUCAGAGAAAACAGAGAGACUCUGAAAUUAUGCAGCAAAAGCAAAAAGCCGCUAAUGAGAAGAAGUCUCUGCAGGCAGGGGCAAAAUGAGCUGUCUGUAUGGAGAAGAUAGUGUGCACGGAUGAAGCAGAAGGGUCUAGAAGAUAUUCAUAAAAGCGUCUGGCCAUUAAAUUGAUUAAACGUCUCAUCUUGCAGAGUUGUUCAACUAGCAUUAGUUUAGAGUAUUUUCUGGUUAGUGUAGGCUUAGUUGUCUGGAGUGCUGUUUCAAAACUGACUACACUUUUCUGCGUGCAUGUGAAUAAAAGUACCAAGCAAUAGCUUUACUCCAGCUUUUGUGCAGUUGUUGGUUUCCCUUAACAGUUCCUGUAACAAUGACUUUCUGAAUCUACAGUUAGACCAGGUUUUCCUGUCUUAAUUAUUGAAGUAUAGCUUCAUGCAGAAUGGAACACACUUGUAAGAUGUGCUUAACCUGAACUGUAAAUCUCAAAUUAUUUUUACAAUAAAAUAUUGCACAAAGUA